This is a messenger RNA of Alternaria arborescens, 2610 nucleotides long. RefSeq lists its product as hypothetical. Gene Ontology annotation, biological process: pseudouridine synthesis; ribosome biogenesis; box H/ACA snoRNP assembly. Gene Ontology annotation, molecular function: RNA binding. The transcript has a single exon. Gene Ontology annotation, cellular component: sno(s)RNA-containing ribonucleoprotein complex. Bases 1 to 2610 code for a protein of 869 amino acids. The record is from RefSeq and is a predicted model, not a curated record. NCBI's taxonomy places the organism in Eukaryota, Fungi, Ascomycota, Dothideomycetes, Pleosporales, Pleosporaceae.
AUGUCCGACUCUCUGGAACCACCGGCCAAAAGGGCGCGGUUGGAGGCGGACGCACCCUUUUAUGGCACAUCUACAUCUGCAUCUACGCUCGACGCGCCUGGCUCGCCUGUCGAUGACAUGGACGACGACUUUUACGACACUACACCCGUCAAGCCCUCUGCGCUGCCUACUGCGGUGGACGGGACGACGUCGUUGUUUGCUACGGCGGCACCCGCGCCAGCCUUUCACCUUCCUGGACUCGGCUCUGUGAGCGAGACCCCGGUCGCGCAGUCGCAACCACAGAGCGGCGCGGUCGUCCAAGACGACGCCCCUGAAGACGGCGAGCUCUCAGAUGAGGAGGCCUUUUACCAUGAUGCGAAUCCGCAGGCCGACAUCCCAGUCGCGCCGCCCGUAGCCAAUCAGGGUCAGGCGCAGGAUGAGGCUCCACAGCACUCUGAGCCGCAUCUCUCCUCUGUCCAAGAUGCUGUUGCUGCUGCCGACACACCAGCCGCUGACACGGACGGUGAGCUCGACGCGGCUCUUACUGCCGCCAUAGACCUCCAGAACGAGAUUGAAGACACCCCCAAAGAUGCUUCUGUACCCGAUGGCGCGGCUUUCGAUAGCAAGGCCGAAUUCUUGCGCGCCGCCGAAGCCAACAGGAAUGAUCAGAACGCCGAGUGGCAGCUAGAUUCGGAUGCAUCUGACUCGGACUCGUCUUCGGACUCCUCCAGCUCUGACGACAGCUCAGAUGAGGGAUCAGACGAGGGCGAGCUUCUCGACCCUGAAGAGCAGGUCCGCCUUCUGAUGGCUGAAGCUGCCGAUGAGCCCGGCGCUUCAGGCCCAGUCAAGGUCAAGACGCUCAACGAACAGGACGAGAAAUUCGAGAUGCCGGACAUUACAGUCACCGAAAACACCAAGAUCACAGAACUCGGCAAGGUGGAAUCUAUUGUUGGAAACCUCGUCGUCGUCAAAGCCAAUAUGUCUGGCGAUGAACAAGUGCUUGAGUCUGGCUCUGCACUGUGUCUAGGAAAUCGUACCGUUUGCGGCAAGGUCUCCGAGCAGAUUGGCCGCGUGGAGGAGCCUCGCUACUCUUUCGGCUUUAACGACGCCGCUGAACUUGAGAAUCUAGGUAUUCAGAAAGACACGCCCAUCUACUAUGUGGAUGAGCACUCGACCUUCACCGAAACAGAACCCAUCCGCCAACAGAAGCAUACCGAUGCAUCGAACCUCCACGACGAAGAGACCAACGAUGUCGAGUUCUCAGAUGACGAGAAGGAGGCCGAAUACAAGCGUGAACAGAAGGCUAAGAAGCGCGCUAGGGCGGACGGCAACGACGAACAGGUAGCUGUCAACAUCCCUACCGGGCCUAGACUACACGUAGACGCACCCGCACCACCCAUCUACCGACCCAUGGAGUACCAGGGUGGUGGUCUGAAAUACAGCGACGAUGAAGACGAAGAUUUAGGCAUGUACAAGCCGCUUGCCCGACCAGACCACUUCGAGCAAAUCGUUGGUCAAGGUGCGCCACUAGAAGACCGAAGCCACGUUCGAAGGGGCAUGGGUCGAGGCAGAGGACCUUGGGGUGAUCGAGGUCGCGGCUUCCGUGGACGAGGUGGUGGUGGUGGUCGCGGCGACUUCGGCGGCGGACGCGGCGACAGAGGAGGCUACGGCGGCGGGCGAGGCGAUUUUGGAGCAGGCCGUGGUGGCGGAGGGCAGCAAAACAACCGAGGAGCCGGCAAUAACAAUAACAACAACAACAACAACAGCAACAACAACCAAAACAACAGAGGCGGUGGUGACAAGGGCGGGCGUGGUGGCAAGAACCAAUCUGACCGUGGCAGGCAACAGGACCAGUUCAACGAUCGCCAACAGAACAACCAGCAAAGGAAUCAAUACUCGGCAUCGCCAGCCCGCCAGCAACAAGAUCGUAGCCAGUCUCACUCUCAGCAGGACCGCAGCCAGUCUCAGCAAGCCCAACCUCAACAGUCCCCAUCAGGAGGAGGCGGCGGCGGCGGCGGCAAGAACAAGAACCGCAAGCAACGACAGCGUGAAAAGAGGGAACGGGAGCGCCAGGCACAACAGCAACAACAACAACAACAACAGCAGCAGCAGCCGCCGCCGCAACAGCCUCAGAAACAGCAACAACAACAUGCUUCUCCAGCACCUUCUGGGCCGUCAAACGCUAACGCUUAUGCAAACAACAGUAAUGCAGGUUGGCCAGUGCCCUUCUCCGGACCAUCACAGCCAGCGGUCCCAUAUGCUGCCGCUCCCGCGCCUCCGGCACCAGCAGCAUACAACUACCAGCAGUCGUAUACCCCUCAACCUCAAUCAGUGGCUCCAGCCCAGCCACCUCAACAGCAGAACCAGGCGGCCAACCUGGCAGCGUGGGCGCAGUGGUUCCAAGUCGUAGGAGCCAUGAGCGGACAGCAGCAGGCACCACAACCGCAAAUGCCAGCGCAAGCACCUGCGCCACCCCCACCUCAGUCACAAGCGCAAUACUCUUACCCUUACCAGCAAUAUGGGCAGCCAGCAGCCCCUGCAAACCCUCCGCAACAGGGCAAUGCUCAAGCUGGAGCGCAGUCUCUCCAAGAUAUUUUACGAGCUCUUCAAGGCGGUGGAGCACCUCAGUAG